AUGGCCGACCAACAAGCCACCAGCGCAGUCAACAAUGCAGCCGGCAAUGUUUCCGACCAGGCCAAUACGGCUGGUGACCAGGCCAAGGGCGGACUUGGAUUCGUGACCAGCACGCUUGGCAACACGGUUGGUGGCGUCACGCGAACAGUUGGGGGCGUCACGGGCGCCGCGACCAAGGGAGUGGGAGACACGGUCAACAGCGUGGGCGGCGACACACUCAGACCUGUAGGCGAUGGGGUUUCUUCUCUCGGAGGCGGUCUUGCGGGUGGGAUCAACAGUGUCGCGGGGGGGGUUGAGGAUGCCGGUAACUUGAACAAGAAGCAGUGA
This is a messenger RNA of Metarhizium album ARSEF 1941, 327 nucleotides long. RefSeq lists its product as uncharacterized. NCBI's taxonomy places the organism in Eukaryota, Fungi, Ascomycota, Sordariomycetes, Hypocreales, Clavicipitaceae. The record is from RefSeq and is a predicted model, not a curated record. The transcript has a single exon. Bases 1 to 327 code for a protein of 108 amino acids.